This is a messenger RNA of Aspergillus ruber CBS 135680, 2389 nucleotides long. RefSeq lists its product as uncharacterized. The coding region runs from base 13 to 2160 and encodes 715 amino acids. The record is from RefSeq and is a predicted model, not a curated record. NCBI's taxonomy places the organism in Eukaryota, Fungi, Ascomycota, Eurotiomycetes, Eurotiales, Aspergillaceae. The transcript has 2 exons.
CAAUAAUCAAUCAUGGAAGAUAUUGCGACUUCUGAAAUUCAGGUCUAUGACCUCUCCACCAAGACAGUCAAUUUGACGCCUACGGGAGCAACCGUAGUCCGGGAGAUCACCACGAAGAUCCAGCCCGGCCUGAGUGAAAUCACUGUUUUGGGCCUCGACCCUAAGAUCGAUGUCGACUCCAUCCGCAUCGAAGGCUCUGGUCCAGCAACUAUCACUGACAUUCAGACUGAGAUAGUCCCUCGACGGCUUCUCUUUGAGGAUGUCUAUGGAGGCGAGCCGGACGACGACGAUCUUAGUGACAAUGACGAUCCCAAGUUGAAGUCCCUUCGGGAUGAGCGGGCAAGCGCGGAAGAGAGGCUCGAAAAAGCUCGCAACAACGAAAAAAUGGCGGUGCAGGUGCUAGGUUUCAUGGACUCUUACGGAAACAGAAUGCAGCCUCAGCACACGGAGAACAGCAAAUUGGAGGAGUUCGUCGAGCAGUAUAUCGAGCGGUAUGCGACGGAGAGUGAAAGGCACAGCAAGGCAAAGGCGCAAGUGUCAAAAGAAGAGAAGGAGAUCGAGUCACUCUCGGUUAAAAUACUGAAGGUUGAGCAACAACUUCAGCGACGUCGCGACAAAAGCUUGCGCGAGCGUGAGCAGGGAAAGUCGCAGGAAAUGCGCAAGAGAGACGAGCAACGACGUUUCUGGACGCAAUCUGUGGGACAGGUCGUCGUGCACCUUGACAGCCAGUCAUCACUCACGCCCGGAUCGAGCCGACGCAGUUCUCUCUCUGUUGUCGAGCAACCGACCGACAGCCCAGCAGAUUCCAGCGAGAGAGAAGUCACCCUGCGUCUGAGCUACGUCGUCCCUGGUGCGAAGUGGUUCUCCCGCUAUGAGAUGAACAUCAACACUCCUUCGUCGACCGCCCGAGUUACAUACGGCGCAGAGUUCCAGAACCGAAGUUCCGAAACCUGGAGUGACACCAAGGUCAUUCUGUCGACAUCGCAGACCGCAUUCUCAGGGCUUCACGAGAACAUUCCCUCUCUGCAGGUCUGGCACGUCAAGCUGAUCAGCCAGGAUGAUAGCAACGAACAGCCUUCGUGGGAAAAGAUUGUUCGCAGCGUGUCCGAGGGAGGACGACCAGCUGUGGACCAUCGCACUGCCAAUCAGGAUUUUAAGAUGCAGUCACAGCGUUUGGAACAACAGAAAAAACGCAUUCUCUUAAUGGCACGUCAGGACCCUAAUGUACUGACGCGAGAGCCUCUACAAGCAGUGAAAGUACCUCCGCAGCCUGCAGGGCCCCCAACCCUCUUUAGGCGGCAACCGGCACCUAUGGCAAUGAUGCAGCAAGCCGCACCCAUGGCAUCCGCACCUAUGGCAGCUCAGCAACUAGCGGCCAAUGUCUAUGAGGAUAACGAUGACGAUGGCAACAACAACGAAGAUAAUGAAGACAAAAUUCUCCAACCCCCAAACCUUGAAUACCAAGACUCAACCCGUCAAGAAUACGGCCUAACAACAACCUACAACCUCCCCGGCCGCCGCACCCUUAUUCCCUCCAGCGUCAACCGGCGCCACGCCCUCACCAAACUCGACCUCAAAUCCAUACUCCUCCAACAUGUCAUCGUCCCCAAGCACCGCGCUGCCGCCUUCUUCCGCGCCCGCAUUCGCAACACCUCGUCCAUCCAGAUCCUCCGCGGCCGCGUGGGCGUGACUGUCGACAACGCCUUCCUCGGAACGACAACUAUGCCCAACUGCGGGCCAAAUGACUUCUUCGAUAUCUCGCUAGGGGUGGACCCCUCGAUUCUGGUUACCUACGCAAAGCCCACGGUGCGCCGCGAAACUAGCGGAUCUUUCUUCAGCAAGGAAGACACGGCGAUUUUCUCGCGCUGCUGCUGGGUGAAAAACACCAAGGCCACCGCUGCCAACAUCGUUGUGCUCGACCAGGUGCCCAUGAGCAACGACGAGAAGCUGUAUAUGGCGAUUCUAGAGCCCAAGGGACUUGUUAAGGAGGGUGAUAAGGUCCCCAUGGUGGAGGAGGAAAGCAAGGGCAACGGAGAGGUAUUUUUAGGCAAGGAUGGGGGAGUCAAAUGGGUGAUGCGGUUAGAGCCUGGGAAGGAUCUCCGGUUUGUGUUAGAGUAUGAGAUGAAGGUGCCAAGAGGGAAUGAUGUUAGCGUUUCUUGAGUGGUGAUUCUCGCUAACGUGGAUUGCUACUCUGAUUUUGUGAGCGGCCUACAAUCUGAGGAGGAACAGUUACGAUAUUAUGAUUCUAUUUCGACCCUUGUAGUCACGAGACGUUCUUAAAUAGAUAGCUUGGAAAUGAAACAUGGACACACUGACAACAUGAGUAAAAUGGCGUGACCUGUAGUACCAUUAGGAAGUCCCGCAUACAUACCCUUAGACCAAUGUUAUU